Oikopleura dioica is the source of this 810-nucleotide messenger RNA. NCBI's taxonomy places the organism in Eukaryota, Metazoa, Chordata, Appendicularia, Copelata, Oikopleuridae. The record is from the annotation of a GenBank genome assembly.
AUGUCGAAUGGGGAGGCUCGCCCUCCAGUGGUGCAGCUCCAACUCGACCGCCUAAACAAACUCUACGAUGAUAUCAAAGAACUGGACAAGAAAGAGGAGUAUGUGGGUGUUUCGCUCAGCCCGAUCUCCAACCUCCUCGCCUGUCCCAUAUGCAAUGGAUAUUUAGUCAACGCUACUGCCAUCACAGAAUGUCUUCACGUCUUUUGUCGCUCCUGUCUUAUCCGCAAAUUACAGCAAAACCAAGAAUGCCCGUUAACCCAUUGCCGCGAAAAGGUGAUUUUGUCCGCCGAAGGAGCCCUGCGCUACGACCGCACUCUUCAAGACCUUAUUCACUUGCUCGUACCGCGCGUUUUACAAGUCGAAACGAAGCUGGAGAAUGAAUUCAACUCGACCCUGCGGCGCGUAUCGCUCGAGGGCGGCGUCUGGCACAGUCGCAAGAAUAACCUCUGGCAACAGUCCGAAUUUACUGAUCCUCUGUUGAGGCUGAGGAUCGUCAAUCAAAAGUCUGGCGCUGAUAAGUUCCUACGCGUUUCGAUAAGAAUGCCCCUCUCCGAAUUGAUCUAUCUUAUCCGUUCCAAAUUCUGUGAUAAAGCAAAUUCAAGCAACAAGAGUCAAUCGACAGAAGACUCAACACAAACUACCGACAUUUCGCUAAUAUGCAACGAUUUCUUUCUCUAUUCUACGCGCGGCGAUAGCCAAGACUAUUUGGCAACUAAUCGCACUACUUUUCUCGAGAUUUUCUUAUUAUUUUGGUUCCCGAGCAAGGGACGACAACUGUUGGAAAUUUUCUUUGACGAAUUGUCUUCGUGA